This is a messenger RNA of Parnassius apollo (apollo), 414 nucleotides long. NCBI's taxonomy places the organism in Eukaryota, Metazoa, Arthropoda, Insecta, Lepidoptera, Papilionidae. The record is from the annotation of a GenBank genome assembly.
AUGAAUUGUGAAGCGUGUCGUAAUCGAAUUACUGGCGAGGAACUACUCCGAUGUAUAAAGUGUAUGACACAUUAUCAUUAUAUAUGCCUGAACAUAACUCAAUCUUAUUACAAUGCUAACCUGGGCGAACUGAGAAGGUCCUGGAUAUGUCCACUUUGCAUCAACGUAACUAGGCGAAAGGGAAACAACUGCAAUACGCCUGUUCGGAAACAACUAGAAAACAUGGAUGAAUCUAGCAUGUCCUGCGAAGACCUUACGAUUAGUGAAAACACUGUUGAAAUUAGUCGACCAGUCAUGGACACAGUUGAAAAUACACCCACGUCAUUCGGAUGUACUCCCGCUGCGAGUAUCACAUUGGACCAAUUCUCGAGACUUCUAGAUCUUAAGUUGGAUACUAAACUGGAAAGCUUUUAA